CCUGGCGCCUAUAAACAAGCGGCCGGCCAUUGCGUGCGGACGAAGGCGCUCGACGGAUUUCUUCGCGCCCGACCACUCUUUUCCUGCCGUCGGGAGCCACGCCGAGGGAAGCGCCGAGGGCCAGGGAGCAAGGGCGAGAAGGAGAGCGUGGCGAUUGCGGUGAGCCAGAGUACCUGAGGGAAGAUGUCGGUGCACCCGCCCCCAAAGAGGAAGGAGAUCUACAAGUACUCGGCCCCAUGGACUCUCUACAGUAUGAACUGGUCAGUCCGGCCAGACAAAAGAUUCAGGUUGGCAGUUGGGAGUUUUGUCGAAGAGUACAACAACAAAGUCCAGAUUGUUCAGCUGGAUGAAGAUACGUCAGAGUUUGUGGUUCGGUCCACCUUCGACCACCCUUAUCCAACCACAAAGAUCAUGUGGAUCCCAGAUAGUAAAGGAAUAUAUCCAGACCUGUUAGCCACAAGUGGUGACUACUUGCGUGUGUGGCAGCAAGGCGCAGAUGGGGACACCAGAAUGGCUUGCUUGCUCAACAAUAACAAGAACUCAGAUUUCUGUGCCCCCCUAACCUCCUUCGACUGGAAUGAGGUGGAACCCAACCUGAUAGGCACGUCCUCCAUCGACACCACCUGCACCAUCUGGGGCCUGGAGACUGGACAGAUGCUUGGGCGAGUCAACGUUGUGUCGGGCCACGUGAAGACCCAGCUCAUUGCCCACGAUAAGGAGGUCUUUGACAUCGCCUUCUCUAGGGCUGGUGGCGGCAGGGAUAUGUUUGCCUCCGUGGGUGCAGAUGGAUCAGUCAGAAUGUUUGACCUCCGGCACCUUGAGCACUCGACAAUCAUCUAUGAGGACCCCGCACACACACCCCUGCUCCGUCUGGCCUGGAACAAGCAGGACCCUAACUACCUGGCAACAGUUGCUAUGGAUGCUUGUGAGGUGAUAAUUCUGGAUGUUCGUGUCCCUUGCACCCCAGUGGCACGGCUCAAUAACCACCGGGCAUGUGUUAAUGGUAUCGCCUGGGCACCACAUUCUUCGGUCCACAUCUGUACGGCAGGGGAUAACCACCAGGCACUGAUAUGGGACGUGCAGCAAAUGCCACGCACCAUUGAAGACCCAAUCCUGGCAUAUACGGCAGCGGAGGGGGAGAUCAACCAGAUCCAGUGAGGGGCGACGCAGCCCGACUGGAUUGCUAUCUGCUACAACAAGUGUCUUGAGAUUUUACGAGUGUGAGUGAGUGGAAUGGUGUGACGAGACUGAGCAGGGGCUGUUAGGAGCACUCUUGGAUAGCUAGACCAGCCUGGCGAAGACAACUAUCCAUGGGACACAGAAGGUGUUGAGUUUAGCUGUGAGCCUCACCAACCUGACUGCUGUAAAGACCGUAUUUAUAGAUAGCAUAAUAGAUUUAAACUCACUGAUCCUAGAAAAAAAUUAAACCAACAGUAGUUUGUUAUAUGUUUUUUUUUUUUUUUUCAAACUUGUAUUUCUUAUUAGUUAAUUUAUUUCUUUAUUAUUUUUAAAGAUUAUUAUAUUGUAUUUUUUUUUCAAUUGCUAAUAAAUCUGUGUCUGUGCAGUUACCUUUGUAUUCAUAAACUGAAUAUAUUUGCUGUCAGAUUUAAAAGUUGUACAUAGCUCAUGUAUAUGAGAUUGAAUGAUUAUUUUCUUGUUUAUAUUGAAUUGAAUCAUAGAUGUUAUUUUAUUUUGUUAUUUAAACUUUGUCAUUCUGGACAGUAUUUGUAAGUGACAGUGAAGUUUUAACAUUUUAUUGAUAAGAGAAUCCAGAUACUGUAAAGGUUAUAGUAAAAGACGGUAUUUGCUGGUGAGUGUGUAUGGAAACGAUCUGUGCAAUUGCAGUGUGUCACAAAUGGUGAAUUGAAAAGAUUCAGAUAUUCAUCUCUACUUGUAAAGAAAUAUAUGCUAGGAGGGUGUGCAAGGAGGGUUCAUAAGUGUAUGUUAGAGUGGAGCAGUCUCAGCACUUUGUAGCAUUCAAUCCAAUUUAUGUUCAGGAGCACUUUGUCCUCUUGCCUUAGGUGGCCAAACACGUCAGACGUCUCCCUUUUUGUCUCAUUUUCAGGAGGUGUUCAAAGUUAGCUUUACAAAAAUGGUGAACUGCAGAAUCAACUAAUUUUAAGAUAGAUAUUCUUUACAUUAUUCAUUCAGUGCUUCAGUUUUGGAAUUUGAAUAUAUUGUCAAGAUUGAGCAAUAGGUGUUGUGUUGCAUUUCACACAGUUGAGUAUAAUACAGCUCUCAUGAAAUACUUCAUUUCUAUCAGGGUUUCCAUUUUCAAGGAAUUUAGUAUCCUUGAAAGGGCAGUAAAGGGAGAAUUUACACCCCGUCAAUAUGAACACAGCUCUGGUCCCACAGUAAGAGCAAGUGAAAGAAGCUUGUGCUGAAUAAAUGAUGGAAAAGGAUAGCUUUUGGACAUGGCAAGGAGUCCGUGGAGGGUGUGAUUGUUAUGAGUGUGAGUACAAAUGAUUCAUCUUCUUGAGGAGAUGGGAAAAUUAGGGGUUCAAGUUGGUGUUAUAAUGGCAUUGAAAACACCUGUUGUUUUGAGAGUGGUAAGGUGUGCUUCUGCCUGAACACUUGCCAAGCCAAAUACGAGGAGGAUACAUGUAGAAGAUAAAGCAAGGACUGGUCUGCAUUUGUACUCUGUAUUAAUUUGUGUUUAAAUCUAUCAACCUGUCCCAUAUCUAGCCAGUACUAGGCUAGCUAUUCAUCUACAAAGUGUGAGUGUAUUUUAUGAAAAUUCUAAGUGUCUCUGCCUAACUCCUUUGGUAGCUCGGCAAAAAAUUAGAGAUUCAAGCAUACAUGUUCACAGAUGUACCCUCCAGUCUUUUCUUUUCCCAAGUUGUAUAUUCUUUAUGUACAAAUUUUAUUUUAAUGUAACCUGUGCAUGGAAAGUGUAUUACAUAGAUGUGUUUCUCUAUCGUAUGUGAAGGACCAUUUUUUGGGUUUACUAGCAAUUAUGGUUUUACCAAUUCAUCCACUGUACAAAUCAUGUCAUCAGUUUAUAAAGAGAGAAAAAAAACAUCCUGUUUAUGUUAAUUAAUCUUGUGUAAUUAAUGUGUACCUAGAUUUAAGGAUUGUACAAUACAUUUUUAUAUGAAUUCA
Penaeus chinensis is the source of this 3102-nucleotide messenger RNA. It is a transcript of the gene wap, whose product is annotated as DDB1- and CUL4-associated factor 7. The record is from RefSeq and is a predicted model, not a curated record. Gene Ontology annotation, cellular component: nucleus. The transcript is spliced from 10 exons. Bases 184 to 1158 code for a protein of 324 amino acids. Gene Ontology annotation, molecular function: protein binding. Lineage: Eukaryota; Metazoa; Arthropoda; Malacostraca; Decapoda; Penaeidae.